AUGAAACUGCUAGAGUCCAUUGCUUCAACUCUGAUGUUUGCAGUUGCCGUUGACAAUGUGACCAGAGCUCUUUCAUCCGUACCACCUACCAUCACUGAGCCUCCCUACCGUCCUACAGAUCCUAGAUGUUUCGAUCCGAAAAGAUUCCCUCCAUCUGUAAACCAGUCUCGUCCCAUAAUGUUUUUGGAUGGUCAAUGGCAUAUCGGGAUUUACACCGGUACAAAACUUUUUUAUGAAUGGGUGCCGUAUUGUGAAGUGGUACCCAUGGAACAUGCGCCAACCCGGGGGAAAUUGCCGCAUCGGUUAGCCAAGAAGGUGGAAGAUGUACUUGCAAAGAUCGAGGAGACGAGGAAAAGAUUUGAAGAAGCUGCGGCAAAAGAGAGAACAGCUGAAAAUGCCAGCACAAUCGCCUUGGAGCGCGCAAUAUAUUCUAUUUAG
Molecule: messenger RNA, 438 nt
Organism: Spizellomyces punctatus DAOM BR117
Lineage: Eukaryota; Fungi; Chytridiomycota; Chytridiomycetes; Spizellomycetales; Spizellomycetaceae
Exons: 2
Coding region: 1-438 (145 amino acids)
Source: RefSeq, a predicted model, not a curated record